This is a messenger RNA of Nematolebias whitei (Rio pearlfish), 404 nucleotides long. Its product is annotated as epidermal growth factor receptor kinase substrate 8-like protein 2. The record is from RefSeq and is a predicted model, not a curated record. The transcript has 4 exons. Gene Ontology annotation, molecular function: actin binding. Bases 63 to 404 code for a protein of 113 amino acids. Gene Ontology annotation, cellular component: vesicle; ruffle membrane; plasma membrane. NCBI's taxonomy places the organism in Eukaryota, Metazoa, Chordata, Actinopteri, Cyprinodontiformes, Rivulidae. Gene Ontology annotation, biological process: positive regulation of ruffle assembly; regulation of Rho protein signal transduction; Rho protein signal transduction.
CCCUGCUGUUCUAAGCUCUCACCUUCAGUCCCUCCGUCUGUUCUCUCUGCUGAACCGACAACAUGUGGACUCGUGAGCAGCGGAAAAAAUACUCCAACUCCAAUUUCAUCAUGCAAGAGACGUCGCAGUAUCACGUCGAGCAUCUCUCCACGUUCAUUAUGGACAAGACAGAGUCGAUUGUCACAGUGGAUGAUGCGAUCAAGAAGCUGGUUCUUCUGGACUCGAAGGAUAAAAUCUGGACGCAGGAGAUGCUCCUGCAGGUCACCGACAAGGCGGUCAGGCUGCUCGACUGUGACACGCAGACGAGCCCCACUGUGAUCAUUUACCUUGGCCUCCAAGUGUCUAGCUGCUCCACCGCCACUCACCUCCUGCUUGUCUACCGUUCACUAGUGAUGGCCAGGUGA